GUUGAGCAGUGAGGAUGAAGAGCUUGCAGGACCUUCCCAUACUGACAGCCCUAAACUUCAGGGUAUGGAAAUUGUUUCUGAAAGGGAGCUAGCUCAGUUGGCUCUGGUUCGACCAUUAAUAUUCAGUAUUCAUGAGCAAUCAACCAUCAAGAAUUAUUUUAAAAUGCUUGAGAAAAAAGUAUCAGAGUAUGAAAUCACCCAGGAAUUUAUGGCUUUAGAAUUUAAGAAUCUUCCCACUGUGUUCCACUCUGGGAAUGAACUACAAAACAGAGACAAAAACAGAUAUCGAGAUAUUCUUCCAUAUGAUUCAACACGUGUUCCUCUUAGAGAAAGCAAGGACUACAUCAAUGCUGGUUAUAUUAAAAUAGUCAAUUCUGGAGAAGAGUAUUAUUAUAUUGCUACCCAAGGACCACUGCCAACUACCACAAAUGACUUUUGGCAAAUGGUUUUGGAAAAUAACUCUAAUGUUAUUGUCAUGAUAACCAGAGAGGUAGAAGGUGGAGUUAUCAAAUGGCACCAUUACUGGCCCAUUUCUAUGAAGAAACCUUUGGAACUGAAAAAUUGUCAUAUCUUCCUGGAGAACUACCAGAUACUUCAAUAUUUCAUCAUUCGAAUAUUUCAAGUUGUCAAGAAGUCCUUCAACAUCAUGAAUAUAGUGGGCCAAAUGAGAGAACAACGUUAUGGAAUGAUCCAAACAAAGGUAACAGUAUAUCUUUGUUAUAAAAUUGUGCUUGAAGUUCUUCAGAAGCUUCUGACUUUAAAGUAAGAAAGACUUCUGUUGCUUCACACUUGAAAUUACCAAGUGUCUUGGAGCCUCCUCAUAAAGAACAUGUUCGAGCUGUGCUGAAGGGCUUUGCUUAUGCAAGUGUGCUGUCUUGGUGUAUCAUUUGACUUUCUUUCUGACAACUCCCUGAAGGCAGCAUCAUUUGGUUUGGGGUGGAUGGUGUUUACCCACUGAUCUUACUUAGGUAAUAUCAAGUACCCUCCCACAUUUUCCAAUGAAAUGAAAGUUACAUAAAACAACUGCAGCCUAUUUGGUUGAAGGGGUUACAGAACCCAAUAAAGGACUUAAACUGUAUUAGUUAAGAUUUUAUUUGGAAAGACAGCUGAAGGGAGCUGAGGAUUCUGCGGAUCACAAGAUCUCAAGAUCAUAUCAUGACCUUUUACAGGCAUCUUCAAGACAGAUACGUAUCCAUGUUUUUUAGCUAGAGUCUGUACUUGUAGGUGGUGUUUGAAAAACUUAGGUCACUAAAGAGUCCAGUUAGGAUGGGUUAACUGUUUAUGCAAAUUGGCUUCCAUUUUCCUAUACUUCUACACUUCUCUGGGGCCCCAGGGACCUCGGAGGACAAGCUGCCUUUCUAGAACAGCUGGACAAGGACCUGUUGGUCUGGGAAGCAUUUUCAUGGUGGGCAGAGUUCCUCCUCUCCAUCACAUGAGCACAUUGGUGAACGGUCCAAAACUAAAACAGAUGUUUAUAUAGAAAGUCCAAGAGGAAAUUUUUGCCUGUCUUGAGU
This is a messenger RNA of Physeter macrocephalus (sperm whale), 1514 nucleotides long. RefSeq names its product protein tyrosine phosphatase non-receptor type 20 (gene PTPN20). Bases 65 to 766 code for a protein of 233 amino acids. Gene Ontology annotation, biological process: protein dephosphorylation. The record is from RefSeq and is a predicted model, not a curated record. The transcript has 6 exons. Gene Ontology annotation, molecular function: protein tyrosine phosphatase activity. Lineage: Eukaryota; Metazoa; Chordata; Mammalia; Artiodactyla; Physeteridae.